This is a messenger RNA of Exophiala viscosa, 1684 nucleotides long. RefSeq lists its product as uncharacterized. The coding region runs from base 401 to 1684 and encodes 427 amino acids. NCBI's taxonomy places the organism in Eukaryota, Fungi, Ascomycota, Eurotiomycetes, Chaetothyriales, Herpotrichiellaceae. The transcript has a single exon. The record is from RefSeq and is a predicted model, not a curated record.
CUACAUCACUCACGGUUCACCAGGUUGCUCCCUACCUUUAUCUCAGAACAACCAUCUCUCCAGGAAUACCUAUUUACAAGCUCAUACCAUAUCACAUCACUAGACGACGCUCCUUUCUUCGCUCUAGUCCCAGCAUUCAACCUCUGCAGCACCUCAAAACUCGGACAAUGAACACUUACACUUCCACAGCACCUACCAUCCUACAAACCCGAAGACAAUAUUCAAAUCGCUUCACCCUCCCUCAUCGCAAAUGCACAAGAUAGACACGCAGCUCUUUGCGAUCUUGUCUACUUCUCUUUGUAGUCAAUACUCGAUACUGUUUGUUAGCGUUCUGCAUUUCUCUGCCUCUACCCAGGUCGACGGGCUGCCGAUUUAUCAAGCCCGAUCAUAGACAUCUGCAAUGUCUACUGUCAUUUCAUCCCAACAGCAGCCUGCUAGAGGUCCUCGACGGUCCUCAAAGAAACAACAUAAUCCGAACACACAUGACGGCUUCUCCUCAGAUGUCGGCGCACUUACCGAAUACCAGCGCAACACCUCACCCGCUAUGACAAAGAAUAACAACAAAGGACACCCGAGAAAGUCUUCACAGGCACACAACAAACAACACGAAGCUUCCUCGGCUGAUCGAGGUAAGCCGGACAUGGCAAAAGCGACACCCGUCAAGCAAGCCGCAUACGCAGGAGCAACAUUUCAACAAUCACCAGCCCCAUCCGCUCUUCCGAUCCCAAGCUUCUAUUCAAAGUCCUUACCAGCCACGGGUUCGUUGCCAUCGCAGCUGGGCAACGAUGCGCCGACAAUAACACAAGAUUCUCCAAUAAAAGUGGCAGACAACUCGCCUAGCAAGCCAGAAGCAACGCCGCUCGACUUUCUCUUUGCAGCUGCUCGACAGGCGCGAGUCGCACCCACUGGUGAUAGUCCUGCCGCUCGUUCUGGCAAUCUGUCGGUGCCGACUGGAAGCCCUGCUUCGAGGUCCCCUGCGCCGCGGGAAGGUGAACCCAUGUUCCCUUUCGAAUUGGAUGGUGCUUCGGCUCCGGGCGAAGACGGUGGUUCUUUUGCGACACCGUACAAAGAUCGUAUGGACGCACUAAAAUCAACAAGGUCAACAUCGUUGGGGGGCAAGACCAUGGACGAGCAUGAGCGCAAGGCGAAGACUGACGCCCUGAAGAAGCUUCUAAUGAAAUCAAAUAGUCAAGGCAACGAACACCGCAACAAUUCGGCUCCUGAUGCAAACAAUCCUUUCAACGCUAGAGCACCAUAUCAGCAGCCUACGUCUCUGCCUUCAGCCCCUCCAAACAUCCGUCAGAACUCUGGGUCUAACUCGAUGUAUACACAAGAAUACACUCGCUAUGGUCAGCCUCAGAAUUUCCACCAACAGGGAUACCAGUAUCAACAAGGACCGAUGCAUACUCCGAAGAGGCCUAACUCUUCGAGCUUAAGAAACGUCUACGGGCCCCAAAGCGAACCGGAGUAUGCGGAGCUAUCAUCGGACAGUGCGAUCACUCCACCUAUACCGACACCACGGAAAUCUACAGCACACGCAGCACCACAAAACGGAGCAGGAGUCGAAGGACAGGCUCACUCCACCCCGCAUCAAGCCCAAGCGCAACGCGCAAAGCCCAGUGCUCAACAGCUGGAAGAUGAUUUGCGACGUGUUCUGAAAUUGGAUCUUACAUCUAGGGUUUGA